Messenger RNA from Westerdykella ornata, 2302 nucleotides. Its product is annotated as serine/threonine-protein kinase cot-1. Gene Ontology annotation, molecular function: protein serine/threonine kinase activity; ATP binding. The transcript is spliced from 5 exons. The record is from RefSeq and is a predicted model, not a curated record. The coding region runs from base 324 to 2213 and encodes 629 amino acids. Lineage: Eukaryota; Fungi; Ascomycota; Dothideomycetes; Pleosporales; Sporormiaceae. Gene Ontology annotation, biological process: intracellular signal transduction; peptidyl-serine phosphorylation.
UCACCCACUUCGCUCGCUGUUUCAACCCUUACAUCCCUGACCAACAACGCCGCAUUACCACUACUCCUCCCCUCCUCUCUCUCUCCUGCCACACCUGUGUCCAGCAGUCCUCCCUCCUCUUCCACUGCUUCCCUGGCGUCGUGCAACCCUCUGAGCUCGAAUUCGCGACUUGAUUCAGCUCCGGCGCUUCACGAGGUUCCCCCACCCCCUUCAAUCGCACCGCCGACUUCCCCUUUUCGACAACACUCAGCUGUCACCCACCUCCGCCACACCCCCUCCGAGAACCCCGCCGACGGGUCCCUCAGCAUUCUUCUUCGUCCACGAUGAACAAUCAGCAGCAGCAGGGGAACCGCCUGCAGCUCAACUUCUUCAGCGGAGGAGACCGAAACCAAUACAACCAGGACCCAAACAAUAGAGCUUUCCCCACAACCCCUUCCACCUUCCCUCAACCCGUUUAUCCCAAUCAGGCGGGUCAACAAGAGGUAUGGGGCACCCAGCCCCAGGGCUAUGGCGGCGGCAAUGGCUACUUCAUGGGCCAUCCAUAUCAGCAGGCUCAGUAUCAGGGGCAGCAGGGUAACCUACAGGCGCAAAGUCAACAACGGUUCAAUGAGGCUGCCAAUGGCUUGGUCCACCAACUCUCCCAUCAGCAUCUAGGAGGAGGUCGCUCCAGUAGCCCUUAUGGUCGGCAACCGUCUCCGAACCAGCAGCGACCGCGCACCGCUGAGACCCGCGGACACCAGCAAUAUGGGAACUACCUUGGCCAACCAGCACCCCGGCAACCCUCUCUCAACGAUGAGGAGCCCCCGCCGAAGAACCCCGGCAAAUACUCCGAGAAUGUAUUCAAGCAGGCGCAGGUUUCCAUAAAUCUUGUCAGCACUUUCUUCAAGGACAGUGUCCAGCGGGCACGAGACCGGAACCAGAGAGCGCUGGAACUGGAAGCGAUCAUGAAGGAGCCGUCUUAUUCCGAUGCCCGCAAAGCCCAAAAGGAAAAUCAGAUGCGCCGUGCUGAGGCCGAGUACCUGCGCUUCCUCCGCACCAAAGAGCGUCCUGAGAACUUCACAACCGUUAAGAUUAUUGGCAAGGGCGCGUUCGGUGAGGUGAAGCUCGUUCAGCGGAAGACUGAUGGCAAGAUCUAUGCUCUCAAGUCUCUCGUCAAGCAUGAAAUGUUCAAGAAAGAUCAGCUUGCACAUGUUCGUGCAGAACGCGAUAUCCUUGCCGAGUCAGACAGCCCCUGGGUCGUCAAGCUGCACACUACCUUCCAGGACAGCACGUUCCUGUACAUGCUCAUGGAGUUCUUACCAGGCGGCGACCUGAUGACAAUGCUGAUCAAGUACGAAGUCUUCUCCGAGGACAUCACGCGCUUCUACAUGGCCGAAAUUACCCUCGCAAUUGAAGCUGUGCACAAACUCGGCUUCAUCCAUCGUGACAUCAAGCCUGACAACAUCCUUUUGGAUCGUGGUGGGCAUAUCAAGUUGACCGAUUUCGGUCUCUCAACCGGAUUCCACAAAGAGCACGAAGCGUCUUACUACAAGAAGCUUCUUGCAGGAGGUGCACACCGGUCAGCUCGAGAUAACCGCAACUCGAUGAACCUUGAUCAGAUCCAAUUAACUGUCAGCAACCGCGCCCAAAUCAAUACCUGGCGGAAGUCUCGUCGCCAGCUGGCUUAUUCCACUGUGGGUACUCCGGAUUACAUUGCUCCUGAGAUCUUCAGUGGACAGGGUUAUGACUUCGGAUGCGAUUGGUGGUCCGUUGGGACCAUCAUGUUUGAGUGCUUGAUUGGCUGGCCGCCGUUCUGCGCUGAGGAACCCCAUGACACAUACCGCAAGAUUGUGGACUGGCCAAGGCAUCUACACUUCCCUCCUGACCAGAAGCUCGGAGUUGAGGCGGAGGACUUCAUCAGACGAUUGAUCUGCGAUGCGGAACAUCGUCUCGGCCGCCAUGGAGGUGCCCACGGCGCCCAUGAAAUCAAACAGCACCCCUUCUUCCGCGGAGUCCAGUGGGAUGGUCUCCGCCGCAUCCGCGCUCCCUUCGAGCCCAAGCUAUCCUCCAACAUUGACACGCAGCAUUUCCCAGUCGACGAGAUCGACCAGAACGACAAUAGUGCAGCGCUACGCGCACAGACGGCGCAAGCGGGCGACGAGUUGGCGGCAGAAAUGAGCUUGCCGUUCAUUGGGUACACGUACAAGCGCUUCGACGCUUUUAGAGGAUCAUAAUGCGGUCUUCUGCAGCUCGUGGGAUCUGGAUGUGGGACUUCUGAGGCGAACUAGAACGCAUCAAGACUUCUCUUCGAAGCUUAGCCCCU